This is a messenger RNA of Carcharodon carcharias (great white shark), 3166 nucleotides long. RefSeq names its product protocadherin alpha-C2-like. NCBI's taxonomy places the organism in Eukaryota, Metazoa, Chordata, Chondrichthyes, Lamniformes, Lamnidae. The transcript is spliced from 2 exons. Gene Ontology annotation, molecular function: calcium ion binding. Gene Ontology annotation, cellular component: plasma membrane. Gene Ontology annotation, biological process: homophilic cell-cell adhesion. Bases 198 to 2612 code for a protein of 804 amino acids. The record is from RefSeq and is a predicted model, not a curated record.
AGGAGCAGAAAGACAAAGAACUCCUGCAGUUAGGUUUUGCAGCGAUAUUCUGCAAGCCAAAGGCUGAGUUUUCACCAUUGUCGAUUUCAACAACGGCAUUUGGAGGUAUUGUGGCUUGUUAUAAAACGUUACUGACUGCAAACGUUAGAAAGUUAACUGCAGUUUCGCAUCCGCAUCGAUCUCAGAAAUACAAUAAGAUGGCACAUGCACAGUGUAUCAGUGCUCCGCGUAAACGGUUUUAUUUCAUGAGCUUAUUUAUUGUCGCGGACGUGGUUGUUGGGCAAAUUCGAUACUCGAUUCCCGAGGAACUGGAGCUCGGCGCCUUCGUGGGAAAUGUGGCUGAAGAUAUAAAGCUAAAUAUUAGGACGCUGAUAGAUCGCAAAUUUCGUAUUGUCACUGAUGUCAAGAAUAACUUCUUAGACAUAAAUUUAGAGAGCGGGAUUCUGUUUGUUGAUGAAAGAAUUGAUAGAGAACAAAUUUGUGGACACAGUUCUGACUGCAUAAUUUCUUUUGAAGUCGUGAUCGAAAAUCCUUUGGAAAUAUAUAGUGUUGACAUCGAGAUAAUGGAUAUAAAUGAUAAUUCACCCACGUUCGUAAAGCGCCAGAUGUUCGUGAAAAUCGCGGAGUCGUUUGCGCCAGGCGCGCGAUUUCCUUUGGAGAGCGCACACGAUUUGGACGGAGGCACAAACUCAGUCGCCACCUACCGGAUCAGUUCGAAUGAGUACUUCGGCCUAAACAUGCAGACCCGAAGCGAUGGCAGUAUAAUUGCCGAGUUGUUAUUGGAGAAGUCCUUGGACCGAGAAAAUGAAUCGACAUUUCAUCUGGUGCUGACGGCGAUUGACGGUGGGAUUCCGGCGCUAUCUGGUACAGCCCAAAUUAUAAUUACAGUUCUGGAUGCCAAUGACAACGCACCUGUGUUCGAUCACGAAAAAUAUGAAGUCAGCUUGUUCGAGAAUGUCUCAGAAGGCCAUUUGGUUAUCAAGCUCAACGCGAAUGAUGCAGACGAAGGGACAAAUGGCGAGGUGCAGUAUUCUUUCAAUACACAUACUUCUGAAAGAGUACGUCAGCUGUUCACUUUGAACGCAGAAACUGGAGAAAUUAAAGUUCGAGGAGUUCUAGACUUUGAAGAAUCGCAUGUUUACGAAAUUGAAGUACAAGCUACGGAUAAAGGCAUCUUAGCACUAGCAGGGCAAUCUAAAGUUCUGGUCUCAUUAAUUGAUGUGAAUGACAACGCUCCCGAGGUGAAAGUGACCUCAGUAUCCAACACGAUCCCCGAAGAUGCGGCACCAGGUACCGCCAUAGCUUUAGUUAGUGUAACUGACAUCGAUUCUGGAGAAAAUGGGCGAGUUAGUUGUCAAGUGUUUGUGGACAUAGCUUUUAAACUCCAGCCAUAUCUGAAGAACCAGUAUAAAUUAACUACCAAUGGCAUACUGGAUCGUGAACUGAUUCCUUUAUAUAACAUAUCCAUAGUAGCCUGGGACGCUGGAUCUCCACAUCUCUACACAAAUAAAACUAUUGUGGUGUCGGUGACAGAUAUAAAUGAUAAUGCGCCAAGGUUUACGCAAUCGGUAUAUACCGUAUAUGUGAAGGAGAACAAUGCUCCGGGCGCAUCAUUUUUUACAGUUACGGCUUUGGACCCUGAUUUUGGACAGAAUUCUCAGGUAUCAUAUUCUAUUCUGGGUAACCAAAACCAAGAUCCUUCUGUUCCUAUUUAUAUCAAUAUUAAUUCGAACGAUGGUAUCAUGUAUGCGCUACGUUCCUUUGACUAUGAGGACUUAAAAAGCUUCCAAGUCCACAUUCAAGCAAAGGAUAAUGGAAUUCCUAAACUGAGUAGUAGCACUACAGUUACUGUAAUUAUUCUAGAUCAAAACGACAAUAUCCCCGUUAUCAUUUCACCUUUAACGUGGAAUGGAUCAACUACAUUGAGAAUGGUACCUCAGACAGCAAAUCCAGGCUAUUUGGUCACCAAGAUAAUCGCGUCUGAUGCAGAUUCUGGCCAGAAUGCUCGGCUUUUCUUCAAAUUACUUGGAGCAACUGACACUAGUCUAGUCAACGUAGGACUACACUCAGGGGAAAUCAAAUUAGCUCGGACACUUAGUGAUCAAGAUCUCACUACACAAAACUUGAAUAUCCUGGUGAAGGAUAAUGGAGAACCAAGCCUUUCGACUACUGUAUCCAUGUUCUUUUCAAUAAUGAGCAAUGUUAAUCAAACGUUUACUGAACCCAGUCACCUGGGCAUGAAAACGGAAUAUUUUUCAGAUUUUAAUUUGUAUCUAAUCAUUAUUUUGGGAACAAUUUCUUUUAUAUUUCUCGUGACAAUUAUCAUUCUGUUUGUCGUUAAAUUCCAGCAAGGUAGAAGUGUUCAUGGUUACAAUUCUGGCACUUGUUGUGGGGGUGCAAAUUCGCUGGAUAGCUACAAUCAGAGGCAUGCUCCAAAAGAAUGUAUGAACUAUCUCGGAGAUGGCCAGACUAUUCCCGUUCAUGACCGCCAGCAUUACAUGAUGUAUUUACCCCCGAAUUCGCCGACAACUGAUUUUUUAUUCAUAAAACCGCACGAUGCAACUUUGCCCUGCAGUGACUUUAAAGGUACUACCGCCGACACAUCGAAAUAGCUUGCCGAAUAAACAAGUACGUUGAAUCCAUAGAAAGCAAAAGAAAAUUUUGGACGAAGGCAGCUUUGACAGAACAUUCGCAAAUGACCAAAAGAAUAUCGUCAAUAACGUUCAAUCAACGUCCAAAUAAAAACUUCGCUGUUUGUGUCCUUGAGGAAUUUCUGAUUACUGACUCCAUUAUCCAGCAUGCUUCUAAUGAUAUUAACGCCUUUCGCAAUCUGGUAAUGCACUCAUAAAUUAUAAUGUACGAAGUUUCUGUCAGACAAAAUAAAAAUUGCUGCAUUUACAUUUAUAUUUGGACUGCUUAGAUCACCGAGAUCUCCUAACGCGUCACUGAUCUUGUUCUGCAAGGCUGCAAUUUUGUUAUUGUCGGGUCUAUUUGAAGAAACGUAGGUUUUUGUAUUCUGUAAAAAAAAUGGUUAGCAAUUAACAGGCUUAAAACACAAUCUGCACGUACACAAACGUAGUUUGUUUCUCUGUAUGUGAAAUGCAUGUAAAAAUGUAACACGUAUUAAUGAAGCUGUAAGCGAUCUAAAUAAUAUUGUUUUAUUUAA